AUGGUCGAUGUUGAAUUGAUCUUUGCAAUCGUCAAAAUUAUUUUAAGUGGAAUUAGUGCUCUCAUUGCAUUGUUAUAUUGUAUCCCAAUUAUAUUUUUACGUCGAUUUCAUGAUACUUUCAAUCUUCUUGUAUUGAAUCUUUGUUCUGGUGUAUUCUUUGCUACGGGUUAUUAUGUAGGGUAUUUUACUGUGUAUCAUUUUUAUCUUUACUUUUUUUGGACUCAGCCAUUUUGCAAUUUUCUCUAUUGCAUACUAUUUAUUGCGGUUUCUGAAAUACCAUUUGGAUUGCUCACAUUGAGUCUUAGUCGAUACUGUACAAUAGUACAUCAUACAAAAGGAUUUUUCAAAACAAAAAUCUUUUUGGCAUUAUGUUUGGUAUCUCAACGUAUAAUUGAAUGUUUACUAUUAUUACCAUUUGCAUUACCUAUUGGAGCGUAUUGUAGUAUCCCGAAAUGGUCGUUUGGAUAUUUGUUAGUUUCAAUUAUAUUGCUACCAGGAUUGAUUACACUUUUGUUAAAUCUUGCGAUAUUUAAAUACGUCCACUCAUCAUCUCGUCGAAUUCAACCAAUAAAUAAUACGAAUCAAAUACCUGUGGCUAGUAUUCAAGUUCCAAAACUAACUCGACGUGAUAUGAAUUUACUGCGACAAACGAUCAUUAUUUGGGGUAUAGUUUUUAUUGGAUGCGUUCCAAGUUUUGCUCUUAUAGCUAUCGAUUACCAAGGCAAUGUGCCACGAUUGGUUUAUUCACUCUUGGAAAUAUGGGAUAACUUGACCGUAUUUGCCGCAUUGAUAAAUUUAUUCUUAUAUAACAGUGAACCGGAACCACCUCCUCGUCCACCAGUACCUCGGGAAACAUCACCGACGAUGGAUCCUGAAGAUGCUCUUCUUGCAGCUAUUCGUUUAGCAACUGAUCUCGAUCCGAACAAGCAAGCAAACAAAAUUGUUAUGGCUAAUAGUUAG
Molecule: messenger RNA, 960 nt
Organism: Adineta steineri
Lineage: Eukaryota; Metazoa; Rotifera; Eurotatoria; Adinetida; Adinetidae
Source: the annotation of a GenBank genome assembly